AUGAGUGAUUCAUCAGCUGCAAAGCCACCUGAGUGGUAUCGGUGGCAGCGUUCUUCUGCAAAAUAUGACCUUUUCUCGUCCGGCGUGAGUCCAAUUUCAAUCGCAGAGCUGCUCGAGAUAUCAGAAAACAAACAAGUCUCGCAGCAACAACUGGCGCUAGACAAAGUCCGACUGGACGACGAUGAAUCGCCCUUGGGACAUGCUCAACUGCGCAAGAACCUAGCGUCAUUGUAUUCUGCUCGCUCCGCUGGAGUUACUCAUGAGAAUAUAUUGAUAACUAAUGCAGCUGCUUCUGCAAAUUAUACGACGUUGUCUGCCAUCCUGUCGCAGGGGGAUCAUGUUAUCCAUCAGCAUCCCAUCGACAAUGUGCUCUCUGACACCCUAAAAUCGCUUGGUGUAGAAGUAACAGCUUGGGAAGCCAAACCGGCUAAGAAGUGGCAGGCUGAUGUCCAGGACCUUAAGGAUGCUAUCAAGGAGACCACAAAAUUGGUUGUGAUUCAGAGUCCUUGUGAUCCUACGGGAACGGUGGUGUCGAAAUCACAACUGGAGGAUAUGAUUGAAGUGGCGCAGGAAAAGGGACUCAUCAUAUUGGCGGAUGAAAGCUACAGACCUCUCUUCCAUUCACUAUCACCAUCUGACGAAGACUUUCCGCCUUCAGCAAUCAACAUGGGAUAUCGAAAGGUCAUCGUCACGGGCACAGUCAAUCACGCUUACAGCCUGCCGGGGGUCAAAGUCGGGUGGAUAGCUUGCAAGAACGCCGAUAUCCUCGAAGCGUGCCAGCGGACACAGUCGCGGAUCGCUUCCUCUCCCUCCCGACUGGACGAAAUCGUCGCGGCUGAAGCUUUGAGUGAUAGAUGCAUCCACGCGCUGUUAAGCAGGAACAUCAGACUCUGCCAAACAAAUCUAGAGCUUCUUCAGGGGUUCGUCGACGAACACAGCUGGGCAGUCUCGUGGGUGAAGCCGCAGGCCGGAACAACCGCCAUGCUUAAGUUCCACAAGAUGGGCAAACCUGUGGACGACGUCGCCUUUUGCGCUGCCCUGCUCAAGAAUGCAGGAGUGUUCCUUUGCCCGGCUAGUGCAACCUACGGUGACUCUCAGAGCUAUCGAGGUUAUGUGCGCGUCGCUUUCGGAGCGCCGACAUCGCACGUCAAGGCAGCGCUCGCAGCUUGGACAUCUGUCAUGGAAGACUACGAGUCUGUUCCAACUGCAUCUCAAAGAUAG
Molecule: messenger RNA, 1221 nt
Organism: Exophiala spinifera
Lineage: Eukaryota; Fungi; Ascomycota; Eurotiomycetes; Chaetothyriales; Herpotrichiellaceae
Exons: 2
Coding region: 1-1221 (406 amino acids)
Biological process (GO): biosynthetic process
Molecular function (GO): pyridoxal phosphate binding
Source: RefSeq, a predicted model, not a curated record